Molecule: messenger RNA, 1372 nt
Organism: Nycticebus coucang (slow loris)
Lineage: Eukaryota; Metazoa; Chordata; Mammalia; Primates; Lorisidae
Gene: NIT1
Product: nitrilase 1
Exons: 7
Coding region: 58-1104 (348 amino acids)
Molecular function (GO): hydrolase activity, acting on carbon-nitrogen (but not peptide) bonds, in linear amides
Source: RefSeq, a predicted model, not a curated record
GCAAGUUACCGCCCACUCGCUCCAGCGCCCUUGGCUCCCGGCUACUCUUCAGAUCGGAUGCUGCGAAUGGUUUUGGCUGUAUCUUCAUGUAGGACCUACUGCCUAUCCUGCCGGCCGCGGCUGGGAUUCAUCACCAGGCCUCCUCAGCAACUUCUGUCCCUUCUUCUGUGUCCCGGACUCCGGAUACCUCGACUCUCGGUACAUUGUGCUCAGCCCAGGCCCAGAGCCAUGGCUAGCUCCUCUUCCUCCUGGGAACUGCCCCUGGUGGCUGUAUGCCAGGUAACAUCCACACCAGACAAGCAACAGAACUUUAAAAUAUGUGCUGAGCUGGUUCGAGAAGCUGCCAGACUGGGUGCUUGCCUGGCUUUCCUACCUGAGGCAUUUGACUUCAUUGCACGAGACCCUGCAGAGACGCUGCACCUGUCUGAGCCACUGGGUGGGACUCUUUUGGGAGAAUAUACCCAGCUUGCCAGGGAAUGUGGACUCUGGCUGUCCUUGGGUGGUUUCCAUGAGCGUGGCCAAGACUGGGAGCAGACUCAGAAAAUCUACAAUUGUCAUGUGCUUCUGAACAGCAAGGGAUCAGUAGUGGCCACUUACAGGAAGACACAUUUGUGUGAUGUAGAGAUUCCAGGGCAGGGGCCUAUGCGCGAAAGCAACUCUACCAUGCCUGGGCCCACUCUGGAGUCACCUGUCAGCACACCAGCAGGCAAGAUUGGUCUAGCUAUCUGCUAUGACAUGCGAUUCCCUGAACUCUCUCUGUCAUUGGCUCAAGCUGGAGCAGAAAUACUUACCUACCCUUCAGCUUUUGGAUCUGUUACAGGCCCAGCCCAUUGGGAGGUAUUGUUGCGGGCCCGUGCCAUUGAAACCCAGUGCUAUGUAGUGGCAGCUGCACAAUGUGGACGCCACCAUGAGAAGAGAGCAAGUUAUGGCCACAGCAUGGUGGUAGACCCCUGGGGAACAGUGGUGGCCCGCUGCUCUGAGGGGCCAGGUCUCUGCCUUGCCCGGAUCGACCUCAACUAUCUGCGACAGUUACGCCAACACCUGCCUGUAUUCCAGCACCGCAGGCCUGAUCUCUAUGGCAAUCUGGGCCACCUGCUGUCUUAAGACUUAACAUCUGUGAGUUGAGACCCCAUGUUAGCUGGUGUUGCUAUGUCUUUAGAGGCUGGACCCAGGCAGAGCUCCCCUCACUUGGAGAACCUUGACUUUUGAUGGAACACAGGCUCAGCUUAUUGGGAAAGAAACUUUCACCUGAGCUCAGAUUUCAGUUUCAGAAAGGUGGAAUUUUUAGUCAUUGUUUAUUUCAUGAAAACUGAAGUUAUGCUGAGGGCUGAGCAGCACUGGCAUUGAAAAAAUAUAUAAUCAUCAGAAAGUC